Molecule: messenger RNA, 2187 nt
Organism: Ylistrum balloti
Lineage: Eukaryota; Metazoa; Mollusca; Bivalvia; Pectinida; Pectinidae
Product: peroxidase-like
Exons: 13
Coding region: 1-2187 (728 amino acids)
Biological process (GO): response to oxidative stress
Molecular function (GO): heme binding; peroxidase activity
Source: RefSeq, a predicted model, not a curated record
AUGGCGGCUUUCUGGCGGGGGCUUAUCACGUUCAUUGUGGUGAUAUGUGCUCUUUCCCCAGUAGAACAGGUUGGGGCAAGAAUUCACAAAAAAAAGAAACUGCCAACAGAAGAAGAGAAACACUUUGCGGACCUUAUCAAAAAUGCCAUAGAGUAUGCCAAACGGGCAUGGGCCGAGGAUACACUCAGGAAAUCGGAAUCAUACCAACAUGGUAUUGAUAUGAAGAACCAAAGAAGCACUAAUGGGCAAUCAAGCUUGUUCGCUGAUGAGGACCCGAAAGGUCAACGUCUUGAGGAGCUGGCAUUUAUUUCACUAGAAGCUACAAAGAAAUUGGAACGAUCAUCUAACAUUUCAAUUGCAACGAUGCGUAGUUCCAAGACCUGGUUAAAGAUAUGGAGAUCUCUGAUACACGCAUACUGCGAUAAAACAAAGAUCACAUGUGACCCAAAGGCUUUGUACAGGUCUGCGAAUGGCUCGUGUAAUAACCUACAGCACGUCACAUGGGGAAUGGCAUUCACCCCUCAGCAGCGCUAUCUACCACCAACGUACGAUGACUGGAUUGACUUACCGAGAACAAAAUGCCAUGCCGGACGCCUGUUACCCAGCCCAAGGAAGAUUAGCAAUACCCUGUUCUGUGAACAUGGUAAACCAAGGAUUGCUAAGAACCACACUAUUAUGGUGAUGGCUUGGGGGCAGUUCAUAGAUCAUGACGUAAUCUUCACACCCCUCCCGAAAGGAGCUAAUGGUUCUGCCAUAAGUUGUUGUGAUAAGGAGUCCGGCAAAUCAAAGAGGCCUGAAUGCUUUCCUAUAGACAUACCAAAGGACGAUCCUCAUUUUACUAACAAGACGUGUAUGAACUUUCUACGGUCGACUGCAAGUCCAUCUCACUCAUGUCUUCCUGCACCUCGCGAACAGCUUAAUCAGGUGACCUCUUUUAUUGAUGCUUCCACUGUAUACGGGUCGUCUGACGAGGAAACCAAGUCACUCAGAGCAAUGAAGAAAGGUUUACUGCUGACUUCCAAAGGUGGACUUCCCCCUGUUGGCAAAGAGAAAUCAUGUGUUCUUACACACCCUAAAGAGUACUGCUUUCGUGCUGGGGAUAAGAGAGUCAACGUUGUACCAAACUUGAGCGUUACACAUAUUUUAUUUAUCAAACAACACAAUAGAAUAGCCAGAAGACUGGCGAGGAUAAAUCGACAUUGGACAGAUGAGAUAAUCUUCCAGGAAACAAGAAAAAUCAUAAUUGCUCUUAUGCAACAAAUAACGUACAGAGAAUAUCUACCGAAGACAUUAAAUGCUGAACACAUGAGUCGGUAUGGACUUAACUAUUAUCCAGGGAAAUUUAACAAUGUAUAUAACCCUUCAAUUAAUCCCGGAACAAGAAACUCCUUUGCUGCUGCCGCAUUCCGUUACGGACAUUCGCAGAUUCCGCCAACUCAGUCUGUACUAGCUGCAGACCAUUUGACGUACAAACAUUAUCCUCUGGAGGACACGUACCAUAAGCCAUAUUUGGCACAGGAGGACGAUGGGAAGAACUUGCCAGGUCUUCUUCGGUGGCUGUCAACAGAACCGACUACCUGCAAUGACAGGGUUUUUGAGCCGCAAGUGCGUGACCUGUUAUUUCUUGACAAGAAGGGAAAUAGUCUGGAUUUGCCCGCCAUCAAUAUACAGAGAGGAAGAGACCACGGCAUGCCUUGUUAUAACGAGUGGCGUGAAUGGUGUCAGCUACCAGUAGCUAAACAUUUUGACGCUAGAGAAGGUGGACUAGUGGAUCACGACCCCGUGUGUGCGGGUCUACUCAAAAAAGCAUACGGGCAUGUGAAUGAUAUUGAUCUCUACGCUGGUGCUAUCAGUGAGAAACACAUACCAAACGGUGAAGUUGGUCCUACCUUUGCAUGUAUAAUUGCACGACAAUUCCACGCAUUUAAAUACGGAGAUCGGUUUUGGUACGAACAGGUUGACAAACCAACAGCUUUCACGAGAGCACAACUGAAGCAGAUAAAGAAAAUCACUUUAUCAAAGAUAACGUGUGAUAAUUUCAAGAUUAAGAAAAUACAAAAGGAUUCUUUUACGACCAUAUCGCCGAGCAAUGAUCUAACUGCUUGUAACAAGUUACCCAAGCUGAGACUGAGACCUUGGAAGGAGACAGUUGCUCAAACAAAAAAGAAGCACGGCUCGAAUUAUUAA